UCUGAAUUCUAGCUGCAUUUCUCCGCAACCUUCACUCCUCUCUCUCGCUGUCAUUCUCUCUCUAAACCCUAGGAAGACGCACCGCUUAGCUCAAUUGAGCUCUAACUAGGGUUUAGGUAGACUCUGAUCGUCUCCAGUUAUCCGUUUCUUAAGUCUUAAUCGUGUUUUUGGAUCCUUGAUCCGGAUAUGGAUCUACCUAGCCUCGCUGUCAUCCUCCGGGCAGCUCUAAGCCCCAAUCCAGAUGAACGCAAAGCCGCCGAGCAAAGUCUCAAUCAGUUUCAGUAUGCUCCACAGCAUCUGGUUAGGCUAUUGCAGAUCAUCGUAGAUAAUAAUUGUGAUAUGGAAGUGCGACAAGUUGCUAGUAUCCAUUUCAAAAACUUUAUUGCCAAGAACUGGUCACCGCAUGAUCCUGGUGAGCAGCAGAAGAUCUCACAGAGUGAUAAAGACAUGGUGAGGGAUCACAUUCUUGUAUUUGUUGCCCAAGUUCCCCCCUUGUUGAGGGUGCAGCUGGGUGAGUGCCUCAAGACAGUUAUUCAUUCUGAUUAUCCUGAGCAGUGGCCCCAUCUUCUAGAUUGGGUGAAGAGCAACUUACAAGAUCAGCAAGUUUAUGGAGCUUUGUUUGUAUUGCGAAUUCUUUCCAGAAAAUAUGAGUUUAAAUCAGAUGACGAAAGGACUCCAGUUUAUCGAAUUGUUGAGGAGACAUUUCCUCACCUUUUAAAUAUAUUUAGCAGGCUUGUCCAAAUAGUGGACCCUUCCUUGGAUAUAGCAGAUUUGAUCAAGCUUAUUUGUAAAAUAUUCUGGUCUUCCAUUUAUUUGGAGCUUCCAAAGCAGUUAUUUGAUCAAAAUGUGUUCAAUGCUUGGAUGAUUCUUUUCUUAAAUGUUUUAGAGAGGCCUGUUCCCUUAGAAGGCCAACCUGCAGACCCUGAGCUAAGGAAAUCAUGGGGUUGGUGGAAGGUCAAGAAAUGGACUGUUCACAUUCUAAAUAGGCUAUAUACUAGGUUUGGAGAUUUGAAACUUCAAAAUCCAGAGAAUAGAGCUUUUGCCCAAAUGUUUCAGAAGAAUUAUGCUGGGAAGAUUUUAGAGUGCCACUUAAAUUUGUUGAAUAUCAUUCGUGUUGGAGGCUAUUUACCCGAUAGAGUUACCAACCUUAUCCUUCAAUAUCUAAGUAACAGUAUCUCAAAGAAUAGCAUGUAUAAUUUGCUGCAACCUCGACUGGAUGUUCUUCUCUUUGAGAUAGUUUUUCCUCUAAUGUGCUUUAAUGAUAACGAUCAAAAGCUUUGGGAUGAAGAUCCACAUGAGUAUGUAAGGAAGGGUUACGAUAUAAUUGAAGAUUUAUACAGUCCAAGAACUGCUUCCAUGGACUUUGUUAGUGAGCUUGUUCGGAAACGUGGAAAAGAAAAUCUUCCAAAGUUUAUUCACUUCAUUGUGGAGAUUUUUAAGAGGUAUGAUGAAGCUCCUGUGGAAUAUAAGCCUUAUCGUCAAAAGGAUGGUGCAUUGCUUGCUAUUGGAGCUCUUUGUGAUAAACUGAAACAAACUGAUCCUUACAAGGCUGAAUUGGAGCGUAUGUUAGUGCAACAUGUUUUCCCUGAGUUCAACAGUCCGGUUGGUCAUCUUAUGGCCAAGGUUGUGACUAAUACAUAUGCAUGCUUAGUGAACUCUGUUCAACGUGCAGAUUUGAAUGAGAUCCGGCCAAUUCUUCCUCAAUUACUUGAUGAGUUUUUUAAACUUAUGAAUGAAGUUGAGAAUGAGGAUCUCGUAUUCACACUAGAAACUAUUGUAGACAAGUUUGGAGAGGAGAUGGCACCUUAUGCUUUGGGACUCUGUCAGAAUCUGGCAGCUGCAUUUUGGAGGUGUAUGAACACGGCCGAGGCUGAUGAGGAAGCUGAUGAUCCUGGUGCUUUGGCUGCAGUUGGUUGUUUGCGUGCUAUAAGUACAAUUCUUGAAUCAGUUAGUAGGCUCCCUCAUCUUUUUGUGCAAAUAGAACCAACCUUGCUUCCGAUAAUGCGCAAGAUGUUGACAACUGAUGGCCAAGAGGUGUUUGAAGAAGUUUUGGAGAUCGUGUCAUAUAUGACUUUUUUCUCGCCAACAAUAACUUUGGAUAUGUGGACUCUCUGGCCGCUAAUGAUGGAAGCAUUAGUAGAUUGGGCCAUCGACUUCUUUCCAAAUAUUUUGGUUCCUCUGGACAACUAUAUAUCAAGGGGUACUGCACAUUUUCUUACAUGCAAGGAACCGGACUACCAGCAGGGUCUUUGGAGCGUGAUUUCAUCUCUCAUGACUGACAAAAAUGUGGAGGAUAAUGAUAUUGAACCAGCUCCAAAGCUAAUCGAAGUAGUUUUUCAGAAUUGUAAAGGACAGGUGGAUCACUGGGUAGAACCAUAUCUCACAAUUACGGUUGACCGGUUACGCCGUACUGAAAAAUCCUACUUAAAAUGCCUUCUUAUGCAAGUGGUAAGAACUCUGGAGGAGAGAAUAUAUUUUUGA
Molecule: messenger RNA, 2481 nt
Organism: Carica papaya (papaya)
Lineage: Eukaryota; Viridiplantae; Streptophyta; Magnoliopsida; Brassicales; Caricaceae
Source: RefSeq, a predicted model, not a curated record